Messenger RNA from Diceros bicornis minor, 2475 nucleotides. It is a transcript of the gene VIPR1, whose product is annotated as vasoactive intestinal peptide receptor 1. Gene Ontology annotation, biological process: adenylate cyclase-modulating G protein-coupled receptor signaling pathway; cell surface receptor signaling pathway. The coding region runs from base 5 to 1381 and encodes 458 amino acids. Gene Ontology annotation, cellular component: plasma membrane. The transcript is spliced from 13 exons. The record is from RefSeq and is a predicted model, not a curated record. NCBI's taxonomy places the organism in Eukaryota, Metazoa, Chordata, Mammalia, Perissodactyla, Rhinocerotidae. Gene Ontology annotation, molecular function: vasoactive intestinal polypeptide receptor activity; G protein-coupled peptide receptor activity; peptide hormone binding.
GACCAUGCGCCCGCCGACUCCGCCGCCAGCCCGCUGGCUAUGCGUGUUGGCCGGCGCCCUCGCCUGCGCCCUCGGGCCCACGGGCAGCUGGGCAGCUGGGCUGCAGCGGGAGGAGUGUGACUAUCUGCAGAUGAUCGAGGUACAGCACAAGCAGUGCCUGGAGGAGGCCCAGCUGGAGAACGAAACAGCAGGCUGCAGCAAGAUGUGGGACAACCUCACCUGCUGGCCGGCCACCCCUCGGGGCCAGGUGGUCGUCUUGGCCUGCCCUGUCAUCUUUAAGAUCUUCUCCCCCAUUCAAGGCCGCAACGUGAGCCGCAGCUGCACCGACGAGGGCUGGACCCCCCUGGAGCCUGGCCCCUACUCCCUUGCCUGUGGCUUGGAUGACAAGGCAUCGGGUUUGGACGAGCAGCAGACAGUGUUCUACAGUUCUGUGAAGACCGGCUACACCAUCGGCUACAGCCUGUCCCUUGCUGCCCUUCUGGUCGCCACAGCCAUCUUGAGCCUGUUCAGGAAACUCCACUGCACGCGGAACUACAUCCACAUGCACCUCUUCAUAUCCUUCAUCCUGAGGGCUGCCGCGGUCUUCAUCAAAGACUUGGCCCUCUUCCACAGCGGGGAGUCGGAUCACUGCUCUGAGGGCUCGGUGGGUUGUAAGGCAGCUGUGGUCUUGUUCCAGUACUGUGUCAUGGCCAACUUCUUCUGGCUGCUGGUGGAGGGCCUCUACCUGCACACCCUGCUGGCCGUCUCCUUCUUCUCCGAGCGGAAAUACUUCUGGGGGUACAUACUCAUCGGCUGGGGGGUGCCCAGCACAUUCAUCAUGGUGUGGACCAUCAUCAGGAUCCAUUUUGAGGAUUAUGGAUGCUGGGACACCAUCAACUCCUCAUUGUGGUGGAUCAUAAAGGCCCCCAUCCUCACCUCCAUCUUGGUGAACUUCAUCCUAUUUAUACGCAUCAUCCGAAUCCUGGUUCAGAAACUGCGGCCCCCAGAUGUCGGGAAGAGUGACAGCAGCCCAUAUUCGAGGCUGGCCAAGUCCACCCUUCUGCUGAUCCCCCUGUUUGGAGUGCACUACAUCAUGUUCGCCUUCUUCCCCGACAACUUUAAGGCUGAAGUGAAAAUGGUCUUUGAGCUCGUCGUGGGGUCUUUCCAGGGUUUUGUGGUGGCCAUCCUCUACUGCUUCCUCAAUGGCGAGGUGCAGGCGGAGCUGCGGCGGAAGUGGCGGCGCUGGCACCUGCAGGGCGUCUUGGGCUCGGACCCCAAAUACCACCACCCGUCAGGAGGCAGCAACGGGGCCACAUGCAGCACGCAGGUCUCCAUGCUGACCCGCGUCAGCCCGGGCGCGCGCCGCUCCUCCAGCUUCCAGGCCGAAGUCUCCCUGGUGUGACCUCCAGGCGCCAGGGGCCCAGGGCGGCCCCUCCCGCCCGCACCCCCACUCCGGGCGGCACCGGGGGCAGAGGUCUGCCCGGGCGAGGCCAGCCCCAACCCUGGGCUCGGAGGCUGCUCAGACCCCCAGGUCACUGUCCAGACGCCCCUGGAGAACGCUGCCCUUGCGCCUGCCUGGGGAAAGGAGGGUACAUAGAUCGGGGAGCUGGUUCUCUGCACGUUGGAGCGCUGGGAGCUCCUACCGUGGAGGAUGUGGGGUGGAGCUCAGUCAUCAGACUCCUCCCCUAAAGGCCUCCUCCGCCAAUCAAGGGCAAGACGUCCGCAUACUCUCACCUGACUCCGUCCUCUGGUAGCUCUCCUGACCCAGGGGAGGAAGGCAACCGCGCAUCCCUAAACAAUGCGGGAACAAGGUGUGAUCUGAAGGGACAAAGGUCUUGCACCGAAAGGUCACCCGCCACCACCACCUAGACAGUGCCUGAAGUUCCACCAUUGCCGUCAAGUUCCUUUGGGUUAAGCAUUGCCAUUCAGGCAUCUCUCCGAAGAUGCAGUCUCCGCGCCCCAGUGCCCUCCUCUUAGCUGCCAGCUCUUCAAGGUUGUGAUACGGAGCUUUAGUUUGGGAAGCACAGCUAUUUUCAAGUGGAAUGGCCCCAGGAUGGCCAGAACAAUUCAAGGAGGCUGCCACUAGCCCUACCUCCCUAUGGGCUGUGGGAGCUGCCCUUGGCUACCCACCUGUGUGCCAGCUAUUGGAACCAGGCUCAGAGAUGUGCACUCAUAGGCCCCUUAUUCCUCACAUCAACCCAGCAAGGUGGGAUCUCUUUUUCACAGAUCACUCCAAGAGACCAGGUGCCACUCCAUGUCACACAGGAGGAUUUGAACUCAGAUCUGGCUGGUGGGAAAGUGAAAGCACAGACUCUUAACUGCUGCCUUUUAUAUAUUGUAACAAGCUGGAUCCUCUUGGUUAUUUGUAUCACUGCUGAUUAUUACAGUAGUCCACCCUUAUUCACGGUUUCACUUUCAAUAGUUUCAGUUAUUCUAGGUCAACUGCUGCCCAAAAAUAUUAAAUAGAAAAUUCUAGAAAUAAACAAUUCAUAAGUG